CCUCAAAUAAGCCCCCAUGGAGGCUUAUUUGAAGGAAGCAUAAUUGCAGAAUAAUAUCUUAUUUCAAUUUAUUCAAUUUAUUUCAUUGAGAAAAUUAUGUCGUUUUUAUGUUGACCUUUGAGGAAAAUACUAACUUUUCGGUAUUCAAAUUAUAUCAAUUUUUUGAAAUUAUCAAAACGAGGCCGUCACUAGUGUGAUGGAAGGAUAGUAGAUAGUAAGCAGGUAACAAAGACAUAAAAAGAUGUUUACGAAUGGCAUUGAAAAUCAUAGCUGGGAAUACCUAGCAGAGGGUAAUUCAAGCAUUGUUUUCUCCUGUUGUGAAAUUCGUUGGGUUCUAAGACUCAAUAAAUUUUCGAGUGAUGAAGGAAGCCACAUGAACCGAUCUCCACAAUUCUCUCCAAGUCAGGGACAGCUUUACACAGAGAAAAUUUUGAAGCCUUUGUUUGACGACAAUAGAUAUUUCAUUGAUGCACAAGUUAUUGAAUUGUUAGAUGAUUUCAAAGAUAGGCUGAUAAAAAUUGCUGUCUCUUGUCCAACAAGGCCCGAAGAGAGGAAGUGUAAAAGCCUCACUGCAGGAAAUUUGGCAGUUUUGAUGCCACAUCUAGGUUUUUAUGAAAAUGACACAGAUUUAUGUAAAGAAGGAGGGACUAUAGAUGGAAGCUCCUACUCUAUAGAAAUCAAACCAAAAUGGGGCUUUGUUCCAAAGUUAUCCCCUCAACAUCAAUCAGAUUGUGCAGCAAGUAGUCUAGCAUGUCGUUUCUGCAUGCAUCAAGAGUUAAAACUGGUUGAAGGAAAAAUAAAGUCUCACAGCUUAUAUUGCCCACUUGACUUAUUUUCCCACUGUACCUGUAGACUAAAAAGGGCCCUUCAUUCACUAUUUCAAGAGCCACAAAACAAUUUAAGAGUUUUUCAUAAUGGACAGCUCAUUUAUUCUGGGCUUUUUGUGAAAGAUGGAAAAAGUAGCCUAUCAACGUUGUGUCAUGAUUUUAACAAUAUCCUAGUUCCUGGAAAAGAAAAAAUAUUGGAUGUCAAUAGUCUAGUAAACAUUUUAUCAAGCAUUCUUGUUGCAGAUUCUUGGCAAAAAAGUUUGUCUCUUGUACAAGAAACAAAAAGGUGCAAGGCCAAAACAUCACCUUCCUGUAGGUUAAACGAAAGUGAAGUCAUCGAUGACAGUCAAUGCACACCAUUGGCUUUGAAUGGUGUACUUCAAAAGCUUUUGAAAGUGCAGCAAAUUAGUGACAGUUCCAUGGAUGAAAUAGAUUCCAUAUAUCAGAAAGUUAUCAAGACAACAAAUCAAGAGGAAAUUCUGAAUAAUCUUGGUGACUUUUCCUCAUCAUCAUGGGAAACUUUUACAACAAAAAUGAAAUUUGAUGAACAAAUUUUGAAAAAAGAUUUGGUAGAAGCAACCACUGAAGAGCUUAUAUUUGAACUUCAAAAAUUUCUUGUAGCUGCAACAUUUAGAGACUGCUCAAUCAUGAUAACAUUUAAAGAAGCAACGACAAGGGAAGAAAAACCUCAGAGAAUGAUUAAAGAUUUAUCUACUGGAUGCAACUAUGCAUAUAAGAUAAAGCUAAUUGAUCUUGAUCCAAAAAGUAGUAGCAAGAUUGAAUAUUAUAAGAAAUUAAAUGAUAAAAUUUUGGGUAAUUUUAUACAGAAAAUAAACAAAGACAUAAAAAUACAAGCAUAACUACGAUUAGAAUGGUUUUUAUACUAAAAAAUUGUGUAUAAAUAUGCAUAUUUAACAAAUUAGAUUCCAAACAAAUCCUAAACAAUGUAUUGCAGUUGUAAAGUUGGCCACACAAAAAGAAGUUAUCA
This is a messenger RNA of Rhopilema esculentum, 1815 nucleotides long. RefSeq names its product inositol-pentakisphosphate 2-kinase-like. The record is from RefSeq and is a predicted model, not a curated record. Gene Ontology annotation, cellular component: nucleus. NCBI's taxonomy places the organism in Eukaryota, Metazoa, Cnidaria, Scyphozoa, Rhizostomeae, Rhizostomatidae. Gene Ontology annotation, biological process: inositol phosphate biosynthetic process. Gene Ontology annotation, molecular function: inositol-1,3,4,5,6-pentakisphosphate 2-kinase activity; ATP binding.